This is a messenger RNA of Branchiostoma floridae (Florida lancelet), 1932 nucleotides long. RefSeq lists its product as uncharacterized. Bases 153 to 1055 code for a protein of 300 amino acids. The transcript has 5 exons. Gene Ontology annotation, cellular component: membrane; voltage-gated potassium channel complex. Gene Ontology annotation, molecular function: calcium-activated potassium channel activity; potassium channel regulator activity. Gene Ontology annotation, biological process: potassium ion transport; detection of calcium ion. The record is from RefSeq and is a predicted model, not a curated record. NCBI's taxonomy places the organism in Eukaryota, Metazoa, Chordata, Leptocardii, Amphioxiformes, Branchiostomatidae.
GGAAACUAGAAAUGGGUCCCUGUUUACGUCCAUAAGCAGUGGUAGUCAGUAUAGUAACGCAGGGUUCUCAUACUAGGGAAGAACUGAGCACCAAACAACAUACAGCAACACAUCACGACUUCGGCUGAAAGACUUCGCAAAAAAGGUAGGAGAUGAUUGGUGGUGGACCAAGGGCAAGACGUAUAUAUGGGAGCGGCAGACAGUCGUCACCGGCCAGCCGCCGGUUCGUUCUCUGCUGUACCCUCAUCGUGGUCCCUGCCCUACUGGCGGCAUUUUGCGGGGCUGGCAUCAUCGUCUGUGGAGUGCUCGUCGUCAGGCCGGUCGUGAGGACGGGUUCGCUGGGAUUCAGGGAGACAACCUGCACAACAACCGAAGCUUCCUUUACCGGGACUUGGGUGAAAUGUAAUUCGUGUGUCAACUGCCGAACGAAACGAUUUGCCGCCGGUGGAAUUAACGUCCGAUUCCCGUGCCUGGUUAUCAACGUGACGUACCAUGUGAACAACCAAGACUUUAGCGGCAUCUUGUACGAGACUGAAACGCGGUUGGACUGGUCUAUGGAAACAGUACCUUUGUGUGCGACGCAGCCUACAUGCGAAAGAGACGACGCUUAUACUCGUCAGAAAGUAGAGAGGUUUGCGAAAACCUACGGAGUCGGGAAGACCUACAAGUGCCUGUAUAACCCGGACAAUGCCGGGGACGGUUCCGCGGUGUUGCUGAGGAGGCACUUCACACAGCAGUCCGUGAUCCACUCCAUGCUCUGGCUCGGCCUCGGAAUGGUCCUCUUUGUCGGCAUCGUCGUGUACAUGUGCUGCCAGUGUAAGAAGGCACGUGACCAAAUGAUGGCGACACCAGGCACUGCUCCGGCAUCUUCUGUACCACCCAAUGCCACCAUGCUCCGUCCUAUUUACAAUACCCAGUAUGCCCCCAAUGCAGCUUAUACAAACCCCGUGGCGGUGCCUAGUGCAGACCCCCCACCCCCAUCGUACGCAUCCGUUGUACCCGGCCCGACAGAUCUGACACAGCUUGGUGUUUCAGAUAUUUGUGCCAGUAAGUAGUUGACAGAGGGUGGUCUAAGCAGAUAUGACAAUAACAAUGAAGUUAAUUGCAUAUUCAUAUAUGUACAAUAUUUGGGGCUAAAUGCAGUAAGUCAGACACAAAGAGGAACUAGAAAGGCAUCAUUUUUGCAAAAAUGCAGAAUGUUUUCCCUCUAGCCUUGUGUCAAGCUAAUCGCAUGCAAUACAGCCCAUGUAGCCAGGCCUUGUGCACAGCCCUGCCUUUUCUGUAAACCUUUUAUUCUAGGAGGAAGUAAAAAAGAACACACCAUGCCAGCAAAAACAAUAUGUUUUCUCUUUCGGGAAAACAUAAAUAUGUUGUAUGCUUUACUUCUAUCUAUAAUUUACAUGCCUCUCCUCCCUUCUUUAAAGAUUUGGAUACGAAAUAACGACUUUUUUGCCCAUUACACGUGGUCAGAUUAUGACCUUCAAACUUGAAGAUGCCUUCCAAGUUCCAUUGUUAGGUGUGCAUAUUUCUGUUGUACAUAUUUAUGACAUUAACAAUAGGUAUUACGCAUAUCUUUUUUAUACUAUAGGCAUUGUAAAACACGUUUUCUGUAGAUAGUUACGUAGUUCUUGUCACAAAAUGUACACAGUCUGUCAUUAUGAUAUGGAUACAUUCGUGAGAUGAGAACCAACUUCGAGACGUUUUGUACAAAUCAGCAUCCACGAACUUGCAAAGAGUUUAAAAUCUAUCCAAAAAUGUAGCACUCUUUGCAAACUUUCUUCGUAGAUCAAAGGGUCUCCUUUCCUACUUGAGCAGUGUACACCCUCAAUCCAGAAUAGAUUCUCUUUCUUUGAUAUACCAUGCAGUGACAAGUUAGGUUUAGGGUUUUUAGGAUGUUGUCAGACCAUAGAAUAAAGUAAAGAACCAAAUCUA